AUGGAAUUUGGUUAUUCUCCUUCGCAUGGUUUCCAAAACGCUGCGUUUUGGCGGAUUGUUCUCGGGAUACAUUGUAUACUUACACUUGUGCAUACGGGGCUCUCAACACCACCGGAAGAUCCCGUCAGAUGUGUAGCAGGAAACACGGAUUGUAUAGUCACAAACUCAUACGGAGUCUUCCCAGACCGGUCCACGUGUCGAGCGGCCAACGUGGCUUACCCAACGACCGAAGCCGAGCUUGUCUCUAUCGUGGCAGCAGCCACUAAAGCCGGACGGAAAAUGCGUGUAACAACUCGAUAUUCCCAUAGCAUCCCUAAGCUCGCGUGCACUGACGGAACCGACGGUUUGUUCAUAAGCACAAAGUUUCUAAACCAUACGGUGCGUGCGGAUGCAAAGGCCAUGACCAUGACGGUUGAAAGCGGCGUGACGCUUAGGCAGUUAAUCUCUGAAGCGGCUAAAGUUGGAUUGGCGUUGCCUCAUGCACCGUAUUGGUGGGGACUAACUGUGGGUGGCAUGAUGGGGACCGGUGCUCACGGGAGCUCAUUGUGGGGUAAAGGAAGUGCAGUCCAUGAUUAUGUAACCGAGAUUAGAAUGGUUAGUCCUGGUUCUGUCAACGAUGGGUAUGCUAAGGUUAGAGUCUUAAGCGAGACUACGACUCCUAAUGAGUUUAACGCGGCUAAGGUUUCUCUUGGCGUUCUAGGCGUUAUCUCUCAGGUGACUUUUGAUUUACAACUGAUGUUCAAAAGGUCGUUAAAGUAUGUUAUGAGAGACGAUUUGGAUUUUGAUGAUCAAGCGUUGACAUUCGGUAGAAAACAUGAGUUUGCUGAUUUCGUAUGGUUACCAAGCCAAGGCAAAGUUGUGUAUCGAAUGGACGAUCGAGUAGCGGUCAACACGUCCGGCAACGGUUUGUAUGAUUACUUGCCGUUCCGUUCGCAACCCUCUGCUGCAAUAGCCACCAUAAGAUCAUCAGAGGAGACGCAAGAGACGGUCAGAGAUGCUAAUGGGAAAUGUGCGGGAGCCACAGUGAUUUCAUCUACACUGUUUGCUAGCUCAUACGGGUUGACAAACAAUGGAGUUGUAUUCACCGGCUAUCCGGUUAUUGGAAGCCAAAACAGUAUGAUGUCGUCGGGAUCAUGUCUAGAUAGCUUACAAGAUGGAUUAAGUACGGCGUGUGCAUGGGACUCACGUGUGAAAGGCGAAUUUUUUCAUCAAACAUGUUUCAGUAUUCCUCUCACGCAAGUCAAAAGUUUCAUCAAUGACAUCAAAUCUCUUGUCAAAAUCGAUCCAAAAUCUCUAUGUGGCCUUGAACUUUACAAUGGUAUUCUAAUGCGUUAUGUCACAACCUCCUCGGCUUAUCUUGGGAAAGAAACGGAAGCCCUGGACUUUGAUCUAACAUAUUACCGAGCCAAAGAUCCGUUAGCACCAAGACUCUAUGAAGAUUUUGUGGAAGAAAUUGAGCAGGUUGCGUUUUUAAAGUAUAAUGCAUUGCCACAUUGGGGUAAGAAUAGAAAUGUAGCAUUCGAUGGAGUGAUUAAAAAAUACAAAAACGCACCUGCUUUCUUGGAAGUAAAGGAGAGUUUUGAUCCCAACGGAUUAUUCUCGAGCGAAUGGACGGAUCAAAUCCUAGGGAUCAAAGGAAACCCUACAAUUGUAAAUGAUGGAUGUGCAUUGGAGGGACUUUGUAUUUGUUCGGAGGAUGCUCAUUGUGCUCCGACCAAAGGCUAUUUGUGUCGACCGGGAAAAGUUUACAAAGAGGCUAGGGUUUGUACACGUGUCAGUAACAUAAACGCGUAA
Eutrema salsugineum is the source of this 1794-nucleotide messenger RNA. Its product is annotated as L-gulonolactone oxidase 5. The coding region runs from base 1 to 1794 and encodes 597 amino acids. Gene Ontology annotation, molecular function: FAD binding; D-arabinono-1,4-lactone oxidase activity. Lineage: Eukaryota; Viridiplantae; Streptophyta; Magnoliopsida; Brassicales; Brassicaceae. Gene Ontology annotation, cellular component: membrane. The record is from RefSeq and is a predicted model, not a curated record. The transcript has 4 exons.